Messenger RNA from Xenopus tropicalis (tropical clawed frog), 2336 nucleotides. RefSeq names its product dynein 2 intermediate chain 2 (gene dync2i2). Lineage: Eukaryota; Metazoa; Chordata; Amphibia; Anura; Pipidae. The coding region runs from base 246 to 1757 and encodes 503 amino acids. Gene Ontology annotation, cellular component: cytoplasm. The transcript has 9 exons. The record is from RefSeq and is a predicted model, not a curated record.
GGUGGCGGCUUUCUUUGGAAGUAGAAAUGCGCAAAAUCCUUGUUGGUUAAAACUGCUAUGUUUUAUUUGCAAAUUCUGUAUAGAAUACAGAGUGUAUACACCGAAAUCAAGAAUUUAGCACGAAUGUUAUAUCUCAUGUGGGUUGAACGUCAAAUAAUGCGCCGCCGGAAGCUUGCGGUUGGCAUGGUAACAGCAGGGUGCGUAUAGAAUAGAGAUGUGACAGCGGGAGUUUUGCUGACAGUAAGAUGUUUUCUGAUGCGGUGCUGGAGGAGGUAACAGUAGAGUCUGCAUGGCGGAAGUCCCAGGAGUCCCGCUGUGAGUCGAGAUGCUGUCAGACCAUCUCCCUAAAGGCAAAGGAGGCAUCUAACCAAGCCUGCCAUGUUCGUGAGAUGGGCACUCAGACCGAGCUGAAUGCCAAUCAGAGAACCUUGGACGUUGAUCUCGGUCCCCUUCUGGACUACCCUGAUCUGGGCCAAUUUCUGAAACGUGUGGAAGGAAUUAUGAUAAAGGAGCUGAACAAAAACUGGAAAAGUCACGCGUUUGAUGGGUAUGAAGUGAAUUGGGAGGAGCAACAUGAACAGGUAACCUGCCUACACAGCCUCCAGUACCCUGAUGCUUUGGAGCAACAACUUCAGGUCACCAGCGUUUCCUGGAAUUCAACUGGGUCAAUUAUUGCCUGCUCAUAUGGCAGGUUCGGUGACGGUGACUGGAGCACUGAAAAGUCUUACGUGUGCACGUGGAAUCUGGAUCGCAGAGGCUUCAACGCAAACAACCCUGAUACUGUUUUAGAUGUUCCGAGUUCAGUGAUGUGCCUGGCAUGGCACCCCUCACAGCCUUCUCUUAUUGCCGGUGGUCUCUUUAAUGGUGAUGUACUGGUGUGGGACACAAGUCGGACAGAUGACCCCCUGAUUGGAAGGACGGGACAUGUAGGAGACACUCAUACUGAUGCAGUCUAUCAGGUUGGCUGGAUGCAGGAGAAGUCACAAGGCCACCGGCACCAGGUUUUCAGUGUCUCUUCCGAUGGAAAGAUCCUUGUGUGGCAGAUGGAGAAAGAAGGGCACCUGGUAUUAUUGGAUGGCUUCGCCCUGGUAGCUCAGCAGAUCCCUAGCAACACAAAGAUACACAAGCCUGGACGGGGGGACACCGCCGUUGGUGUAACAUGCCUCUCCUAUUCACAUUUUGACCCAAGCCUGUUUAUUGUUGGGGUAGAAGGAGGGUAUUUGUUGAAAUGCUCUUCCAGUGUCCAGACACUGGCUCCAAUCAACAUGGGCUCUUCUGUUCCACUGAGAGCACCGGCGCAGUUCACCUUUUCUCCACAUGGUGGCCCAGUGUACUCCGUCACCUGUUCUCCCUUCCAUAGGAACCUUUUCCUGAGUGCUGGGACAGACGGACACGCUCACCUGUAUUCCAUGCUGCAAGCCAAACCUCUAGUUUCCUUACAACUCUCCCAGAAAUAUCUCUUCAGCAUUCGAUGGUCCCCAGUGCGCCCCUUAGUGUUUGCUGCAGCCUCAGGUGAUGGGGAGGUGGUGCUGGUUGACUUUGCUAAGAGCUUCCAGAAGCCCUCGCUGUGCAUAAAGCAGACAGCCAGUGGAAGGCCAGUUUAUUGCCUGGAAUUUAAUCAUGCACAAAGCCAACUUUUAGCGGCCGGGGACGGCACUGGGACUGUGAAGAUCUGGCAGCUGAGUUCAGACUUUAUAGAGCAAAGAGCUCGAGAGACGGCCCUUUUGGAUGAAAUUGCCAGCGAGGUUGUAGGCUGAACUUGGGGCUCAUUGGGGCCCGCAAUGGAAUCAGGACUAACACAGAUCAGAUUGAUACAAAUAAAAUAGAAGUUAGCUAAGGUACAGGAGUGUAAAUAACACACAGUCUGUUUUCAGUGCCAGCUGCUGGAGUGUAUGAAAAUGGAACAGACCAUGAAUGCUAAUGUAUAGGUAUAUAUAAUUCUAGUAUAGGAUGAGGCCAGUAGGCAGAGCCAGAGAAGACACCAAUCCUGCAAAAACAAACAAACAAAAAAUUAACCUCAUUUCUGUCUUGCAGGACAUUAUUAAAGGACAAGUAACAAGUCACCUUUCCCAAUGUUCUACUCAGUUCUGAUAGCAUGCAUCUGCAGUAAAAUACAAUCUGCCACUUUAAAGCAGUUCAGCUGCUUGUAAUAGAGAAAUAGAAUCUGCAUGUGGGGGAAGGUAUGUUAUUCUGGGGGCCAUUUAGAGUAAUUUUAGGGGAUUUCAAACUAAAAGGGAAGAUUGGAAGAUCUACAGGGGCUGGGACUCACAUGAACCAUGAAAAAUCUUGAUUUCACUUUGUGACUGUGAUAAAUAAACAAUAUCAUUAUCCAUAGA